GGCGCCAUGAACCUCUCGGGCCUUCCCUUGGCUCCCAACACCACCCUGGUUCCCUCAAACCCUUUGCCAGGAAGAGGGCUUUCCCUUUGGGAGGUAGUGUUGAUCAUUUUGGUGACAGCGAUCUUCUCCUUGGUCACCGUGGUGGGAAACCUUCUAGUGAUGGUCUCUUUCAAAGUCAACCGGGAGCUGAAGACCGUCAACAAUUACUUCCUGCUCAGCUUAGCGAGCGCUGACCUCAUCAUCGGUGCCAUCUCCAUGAACUUGUACACCACCUACAUCGUGAUGGGGCGGUGGGUCAUGGGCAGCGUGGCCUGCGACUUGUGGCUGGCCCUCGAUUACGUGGCCAGCAACGCCUCCGUCAUGAACCUUCUGGUCAUCAGCUUUGACCGCUACUUCUCCAUCACCCGUCCCCUCACCUACAGGGCCAAGCGGACCCCGAAGAGGGCGGCUGUGAUGAUCGGCCUGGCUUGGCUCAUCUCCUUCGUCCUGUGGGCGCCCGCCAUCGUGGUCUGCCACAACUUUGUUGGGGAGCGGCCAGUCGACGAAGGCCAGUGCCACAUCCAGUUCCUCUCCAUGCCUAUCAUAGCGGUCAUCACCGCCGUCGCCGCCUUUUACCUCCCCGUCACCAUAAUGGUGAUGCUCUACUGGAGAAUCUACCAGGAGACCCAGAAGAGAGCCAAGGAACUCUCAGGACUUCAGGGCUCAGAGUUCAAGAACCACCGUCGAGUUGCAUCUAAAAGACCCCAAAAUGGGGGCAGCGGAGGCAGCAGCAGCAGCAACUCAGAACCAUCGCACACCCUCACAUCUCCUCCACCCACGGUGGUCGUCACCCUGCAAUCCUGCUCUUUCUCCGAGCAGCGGACGGGGGGCAAUUGCUUAGACCAGAGUAGCAAUGGCAGCUGGAACACCACAGAGGAGGAAGAGGUGGAGGAGGCCUCUGCCGACUCCCUGACGUCGUCGGAAGGCGAGGAGGAUCAGCCCUUUCAAGUCCACACCAUUUGCUCCGCGGUCAUCCGCCUGCCCAUGAUCAACGCCGUCAUGCAGCCGCCACGGGCUGCACCAUGCCGAGAUCCCAAGGCAGCCACCGGAAGGGAAUGGGCAAAGGGACAGGUCCUCGUGACGAUCCCCAGACAACCCCCAGCAGUGGAUAAGAGACUCAGGAAAGCAGCGAGUCCGCCUCCCGUCACGGAGAAUACCCCGGCGAUGGCCAAGAGACACGUCUCAAGGAAGAGGAGGAGCCGGAUGUCCAAGCGGAAGACCCUCUCGGAGAGGAAAGCCGCCCGAACACUCUGCGCGAUCCUGUUGGCCUUCAUCAUCACGUGGACGCCGUACAAUAUCAUGGUGUUGGUGUGGACCUUCUGCAACAGAUGCAUCCCCAUGGGCGUUUGGGAACUGGGCUAUUGGCUUUGCUACGUCAACAGCACCGUCAACCCCAUGUGCUACGCCCUGUGCAACAGGUCCUUCCGGAACACCUUCCGGAGGUUAUUGCAGUGCCGCUGGGAUCAGCGUCGCUGA
Messenger RNA from Elgaria multicarinata webbii, 1515 nucleotides. It is a transcript of the gene CHRM1, whose product is annotated as cholinergic receptor muscarinic 1. NCBI's taxonomy places the organism in Eukaryota, Metazoa, Chordata, Lepidosauria, Squamata, Anguidae. Gene Ontology annotation, biological process: G protein-coupled receptor signaling pathway, coupled to cyclic nucleotide second messenger; chemical synaptic transmission; adenylate cyclase-inhibiting G protein-coupled acetylcholine receptor signaling pathway. The record is from RefSeq and is a predicted model, not a curated record. Bases 7 to 1515 code for a protein of 502 amino acids. Gene Ontology annotation, cellular component: dendrite; synapse; plasma membrane. The transcript has a single exon. Gene Ontology annotation, molecular function: G protein-coupled acetylcholine receptor activity; G protein-coupled serotonin receptor activity.